CACUAGAGACCCAAAUGACUGUAAAGGAGACUCAGAAGGGUUUGGAGAGCUUCUUUCACAUGGCGACCUUGGCUCUGUGCUUCCUUCUCAUUACCCUGUUGGUUCAGGGAGGAGAAGGGGCUUCUGUCAAAUCUUCCUGCAAACUUGAAAAGUCCACCUUUCAGCAGCGUUACAUUAGCCACCGAAUCAUCUCACUGGCCCAAAAGGGCAGUUUGUUCGAUAACGAAACCAGCACUCGACUCCUCGAGCGUUCCAUGUUCAACGAUGUGGAAGACACAAAUCGCUGUUAUAUGAUGAAGGAGAUUCUGAACCUGGUCUUGAAGGAAGCGUUGCCUCCUCACCAGCAAAAAUUCAAGUCAGACAUGCAAGACGUGUUGCCCUUCCUGCAUGAUCUGAAAAGCAAGCUGAAUGGCUGUACUUUGAAGGGUGAUGGCAGUCCUGUCCAGAGAAAAAUUGAUAAUGUGAAGAGCAAACUAAAACAGUUGGGAAAGAAUGGAGAGAUAAAAGCAAUUAGUGAACUGGAUCUACUGUUCAUGUUCCUGCGAAGAUACUGUGCUUAAAGCUCUCGACAAAAUAAGAAGAAUAAGAAAGUGAAAUCCAAAGUUUUGGAAGAUCAGAUGGAAAACUAGAAUGGUUUAUCUCCCCCUUCAAAAAGGCAAUUGGGAAGUCAGAACUCUAGCAUAAAAGUGUCCAUUCAAUAUGUACCCCCAGAAGGAAAAAACUCAAGCAUAUUAUUAAUAAGUGCAUUCUGUUUCUGAGCCCCAAAAGUGAGCUUCUGAAACCUUGCUGGGGCUAUAUAGCUGAAAUGUUAGUCUGGAUAGGUGUUUUAUACAAAAAAAAUAAUUUAUUUAUUUUUUUAAAAUGACCUUUAUACUUAUUUAGUGAAUACUUCCCAAUCCUUUAGGGGGAAAAUUCUUCCUAAUGUUCAC
Molecule: messenger RNA, 929 nt
Organism: Vombatus ursinus (common wombat)
Lineage: Eukaryota; Metazoa; Chordata; Mammalia; Diprotodontia; Vombatidae
Gene: IL22
Product: interleukin 22
Exons: 5
Coding region: 15-560 (181 amino acids)
Cellular component (GO): extracellular region
Source: RefSeq, a predicted model, not a curated record